AUAUGCGGGAUGCUGGGUGGAGGAGUUGUGAAAAGUUGUGCAGAUGCGCUGCUUCUCGUCACUCACGAGCAGAUCACACACGAGGAGGACUUAUUGGUGAUUUAAAUGGCGGAGGAACUGUUACCUGAAAGCGAUGCGAAAAACCAGGGGCAGCUCACAAGGUCACUGCUGGCCGUGUCUCUCCUGGCCUCGCUCGGUAGCUCCAUGCUCUACGGCUACAACUUAGCUGUGGUCAACUCUCCUGCACAGUACAUCAAAGCCUUCUACAAUGAGUCAAUUAUUGAUACCUACGACUGGAUUCCAGAUGAACAGUUCCUCACUGUCUUAUACUCCCUCACUGUGUCUGUCUUUGCUAUUGGUGGGAUGACGGGGGCCCUGCUGGUGGGCAGACUAGUCACCAAAUAUGGAAGGAAAGGGACGCUGGUGAAAUCCAGUGUGCUGGUGUUCAUAGCAGGAGCUCUGAUGGGCUUCAGCAGAUGGUGCCAGCGGCCUGCGAUGGUCAUCAUUGGACGCUUCAUCAUGGGAGUGCACUCAGGUAUCUCUCUCAGCGUGGUGCCGAUGUACCUCGGUGAGAUCGCCCCCAAGAACCUGCGAGGCUUCCUGGGCCUCGUUCCCAGCAUCCACAUCUGUCUCGGCGUCUUCAUCGCUCAGGUGCUGGGGCUCCAUGAGCUGCUGGGAAAGGAAGAGCACUGGCCUGUGCUCCUGUCCCUGGUGGUGUUUCCUACCCUAGUCCAGGUGAUGCUGUUGCCAUGGUUUCCAGAGAGUCCACGGUACCUGUUGAUAGAGAAGGGAAAUGUGCACGCCACCAUCGCAGCACUAAAGUGGUUCCGUACUAAAGGAAACAUCCAGGCAGAGGUUGAGGAGAUGCAGGAGGAGCAACGCUCUUUAUCGUCCAUCCAGACCAUCUCUGUCUGGGGUCUGCUCAGGGACCGCUGCGUCCGCUGGCAGGUCAUCACCAUUAUGGUGGUCAACGUCGGCAUGCAGCUGUCUGGCAUUGACGCGAUCUGGUUCUACACAAAUGAAAUAUUUAAGAAUGCAGGGAUCCCAGAGCCUCAUAUUCAGUACACAACAGUGGGAACUGGAGCCAUUGAGGUCAUCUCUGGGGUGCUGGGGUGUUUCACCAUCGAUCGCGUUGGCAGGAGACCUCUGAUGAUUGGCGGCUUCCUCUUCAUGGGAGUGUGCUGUGCAGGGAUCACUGUGUCUGUCCUCCUCCAGGCGCAGCUGUCCUUCAUGCGCUACAUCAGUGUGGGCUGCGUUGUUGGGAUUAUUGCAGGCUUCUGCAUAGGUCCAGCUGGCGUUCCGUUCCUGAUCACAGCAGAGCUGUUUAAGCAGUCGCACAGACCGGCUGCCUACACUGUGGCUGGUUGCCUCAACUGGUUGUCCAACUUCACCAUCGGCUUCGUCUUCCCCUUCCUAGAGAUUGCUACAGGUCCUUACUGUUACAUGAUUUUCUGCGUGAUCUGCUUGGGCGUGGCCCUCUACACCAUCUUCAUCAUUCCUGAGACCAAGAACAAAACCUUUAUGGAGAUCAGUCAGAUGUUUGCUGCAAAGAACAAGAUACAUGAAGAGGAGUUGACUUCCAACGGUCAUCUGAAAAUGGCUCUGAUGAACGGCUACGGAACCCUCAGCUACCGUGAUGAAAAAUAAGAGCCCAUAGAGAAGGAACGUAGAGGUGGACCUAUUAACGACGGUUUCUUUAAUUAGUAUGGCCGAGGUAAACGGUGGAACUGUGGACACAAGGGGAUCUGCUGCUUCACGUGAAAACAACUAUGACCAGUGUAAACAAACAGAGGCAUCAUACGCAAACACAUACAAGAUAAAAUGUGGGCUUCCACUUCGAGUCAUAAAUGUCUACAUGUACAAUAAUUUACUGUUUUUAGUCCCUGUUUUUUCAAGUAAUUAAAAAUAUUGUAAUUUUAAGUGAUAUUCCAACCAUCAGUGAUGUUGAAUUGGUGCAUCUUUUGUUGCAUGUUCACACUGUUGAGUUCCUUGACCAAAAACUUGAGCUCAUGUUUGUUUUGUCUUUCUUUUCGUCCCUCUGUGAUUUUGUCUCUUUUUUAUAUAAGAGAGCUGAAUAUUGUGGCUACUGUAGUAGUCAUCUCAUAUUUCCUGUCCAGACAUCGACCUAAUGUGCAUUAAGCUUGUUAAAGAGUUAUAAUGAAUCAAUAUAUCACAACAAGUAAGCUUUACAAGUUUGUUUGUUUUUCAAUUUUUUUUUUGUCUGUUGCAUGUUUUACAAGACCUCUUUGUAUAAAAUAUGGUGGAUUGACAAUGAGAGAUAUAAUUUUAAAUUAAGUCGA
Molecule: messenger RNA, 2300 nt
Organism: Paralichthys olivaceus (Japanese flounder)
Lineage: Eukaryota; Metazoa; Chordata; Actinopteri; Pleuronectiformes; Paralichthyidae
Gene: slc2a15b
Product: solute carrier family 2 member 15b
Biological process (GO): monosaccharide transmembrane transport
Cellular component (GO): plasma membrane
Molecular function (GO): hexose transmembrane transporter activity
Source: RefSeq, a predicted model, not a curated record